GGAAAUGUCCACUCGCUGUGGUAGAUUUUGUUGUUGGGACAUCAUAUGAUUAAAAUUUUUCCUGUGCUGAGUUGUGGGAGUAAAUAAAAAUAGAGUCCAAAUGACUGCCGGAAAGAGUGAAAAGGAGGCUGCAGGACAGCUACUGGAUGCAUUGUACCUAGACAUGUUUCACCUGAUUGAAGAGCACACCCAAUGUCGCGUUAACCUGGAAAGGUCCAACGCUAGUGGAGCUAUUCUGCUGGCUCGGACUAGAUUUCAACACGGAGGCAGUAACUCCGUCUCCACGGCGCAGAUACCCACGGAGAAUAGCUCCGAGUUUAAUGCCCUGUGCCGUAUAGUGGACUCGGCGGACGGAAACGGGAUUAGCGUGCAGCGACAGGCAGUGGACAAGAACAACGGCUUCGUGGAGCCCCUUAAUUGGUUCUCAGUUUUACCACCGAUGAGUUUACGGAAUGCUGCAACUAAAUUUAAGGAUUGCAUCGAGCUGGUGGCAGAGAGCACAAACCUUCAACGGCAGCUGGGAGAAGUUCUUGGAUGGAUCGCUAAGCUACGGCAGAGUCCGGUGCUGCAAUAAUUAUUGUAACACACUUCAUACAUUGUUAAGAAUAAAGUAGACUUGAAACUA
This is a messenger RNA of Drosophila ananassae, 625 nucleotides long. RefSeq lists its product as uncharacterized. Gene Ontology annotation, cellular component: extrinsic component of endoplasmic reticulum membrane. Gene Ontology annotation, biological process: vacuolar proton-transporting V-type ATPase complex assembly. The record is from RefSeq and is a predicted model, not a curated record. The coding region runs from base 101 to 574 and encodes 157 amino acids. NCBI's taxonomy places the organism in Eukaryota, Metazoa, Arthropoda, Insecta, Diptera, Drosophilidae. The transcript has 2 exons.